GCCCACGUGCAGGCAAGGAGAGGGCAUGCGAGUGGCUGCCACUGCCUGGGCGGGGCUCCAAGGGCUGCCCCUCCCCACCCUCUGUCCCGUAGUGGUGCCUGGACUCUACUGCCAAGACCAGGCUCACGUUGAGAGGUGGGCUAUGACCUCCGAGGCCUCUUCUGGAAGCCACUGUGCCAGGAGCAGGAUGCUGCGGCGGCGGGCCCAGGAAGAGGACAACACCGUCCUGAUCAAUGUGAGCCCCCCUGAGGCAGAGAAUAGGGGCCCUUACGGGAGCACAGCCCACACCUCGGAGCCAGGUGGACAGCAAGCGGCCGCCUGCAGAGCUGGAGCUGGGAGCCCUGCCAAGCCCCGGAUUGCAGACUUUGUCCUUGUUUGGGAGGAGGACCUGAAGCUAGACUGGCAGCAGAACAGUGCCUCCCGGGACAGAACAGACACGCACAGGACCUGGCGGGAGACUUUUCUGGAUAAUCUUCGUGCGGCUGGGCUGCAUGUAGACCGGCACGACGUCCAGGACGGGAACACCACAGUGCACUACACCCUCCUCAGCGCCUCCUGGGCUGUGCUCUGCUACUACGCCGAAGACCUGCGCCUGAAGCUGCCCUUGCAGGAGUUACCCAACCAGGCCUCCAACUGGUCGGCCGAGCUGCUGGCAUGGCUGGGCAUCCCCAAUGUCCUGCUGGAAGUUGUGCCAGACGUGCCCCCCGAGUACUACUCCUGCCAGUUCAGAGUGAACAAGCUGCCACGCUUCCUCGGGAGUGACAACCAGGACACCUUCUUCACAAGCACCAAGAGGCACCAAAUUCUGUUUGAGAUCCUGGCCAAGACCCCGUACGGCCACGAGAAGAAAAACCUGCUUGGGAUCCACCAGCUGCUGGCAGAGGGUGUCCUCAGCGCUGCCUUCCCCCUGCACGACGGCCCCUUCAAGACGCCCCCAGAGGGCCCACAGGCUCCGCACCUCAACCAGCGCCAAGUCCUUUACCAGCACUGGGCGCGCUGGGGCAAGUGGUACAAGUACCAGCCCCUGCACCACGUGCGCAGGUACUUCGGAGAGAAGGUGGCCCUCUACUUCGCCUGGCUCGGGUUUUACACGGGCUGGCUCCUGCCAGCAGCGGUGGUGGGCACACUGGUGUUCCUGGUGGGCUGCUUCCUGGUGUUCUCAGAUAUACCCACGCAGGAACUGUGUGGCAGCAAGGACAGCUUUGAGAUGUGCCCACUUUGCCUCGAUUGCCCUUUCUGGCUGCUCUCCAGUGCCUGUGCCCUGGCCCAGGCCGGCCGGCUGUUCGACCACGGCGGCACCGUCUUCUUCAGCUUGUUCAUGGCACUGUGGGCCGUGCUGCUCCUAGAGUACUGGAAGCGGAAGAGUGCCACGCUGGCCUACCGCUGGGACUGCUCUGACUACGAGGACAUCGAGGAGAGGCCUCGGCCCCAGUUUGCCGCCUCAGCCCCCACAACAGCCCCGAACCCCAUCACGGGGGAGGACGAGCCCUACUUCCCCGAGAGGAGCCGCGCGCGCCGCAUGCUGGCUGGCUCGGUGGUGAUCGUCGUGAUGGUGGCCGUAGUGGUCAUGUGCCUUGUGUCUAUCAUCCUGUACCGCGCCAUCAUGGCCAUCGUGGUGUCCAGGUCGGGCAACACCCUCCUCGCAGCCUGGGCCUCUCGCAUCGCCAGCCUCACAGGGUCUGUAGUGAACCUCAUCUUCAUCCUCAUCCUCUCCAAGAUCUAUGUGUCCCUGGCCCACGUCCUGACACGAUGGGAAAUGCACCGCACCCAGACCAAGUUCGAGGACGCCUUCACCCUCAAGGUGUUCAUCUUCCAGUUCGUCAACUUCUACUCCUCGCCCGUCUACAUUGCCUUCUUCAAGGGCAGGUUUGUGGGAUACCCAGGCAACUACCACACCUUGUUUGGAGUCCGCAACGAGGAGUGCGCGGCUGGAGGCUGCCUCAUCGAGCUGGCACAGGAGCUCCUGGUCAUCAUGGUGGGCAAGCAGGUCAUCAACAACAUGCAGGAGGUCCUCAUCCCGAAGCUAAAAGGCUGGUGGCAGAAGUUCCGGCUUUGCUCCAAGAAGAGGAAGGCCGGAGCUUCUCCAGGGGCUAGCCAGGAGCCCUGGGAGGCCGACUAUGAGCUUGUGCCCUGUGAGGGUCUGUUCGACGAGUACCUGGAAAUGGUGCUGCAGUUCGGCUUCGUCACCAUCUUCGUGGCCGCCUGUCCGCUCGCGCCGCUCUUCGCUCUGCUCAACAACUGGGUGGAGAUCCGCCUGGACGCGCGCAAGUUCGUCUGCGAGUACCGGCGCCCGGUGGCCGAGCGCGCCCAGGACAUCGGCAUCUGGUUCCACAUCCUGGCGGGCAUCACGCACCUGGCGGUCACCAGCAACGCCUUCCUCCUGGCCUUCUCGUCCGACUUCCUGCCGCGCGCCUACUACCAGUGGACCCGCGCCCACGACCUGCGCGGCUUCGUCAACUUCACGCUGGCGCGCGCCCCGCCCUCGUUCUCCGCGGCGCACAACCGCACGUGCAGGUAUCGGGCUUUCCGGGAUGAUGAUGGGCAUUAUUCCCAGACCUACUGGAAUCUUCUUGCCAUCCGCCUGGCCUUCGUCAUUGUGUUUGAGCAUGUGGUUUUCUCCAUCGGCCGGCUCCUGGACCUCCUGGUGCCUGACAUCCCAGAGUCUGUGGGGAUCAAAGUGAAGCGGGAGUACUACCUGGCUAAGCAGGCGCUGGCUGAGAAUGAGGCUCUUUUUGGAACAAACGGAGCAAAGGAUGAGCAGCACCAGGGCUCAGAGCUCAGCCCCCACUGGACACCCUUCAGGGUUCCCAAAGCCAGCCAGCUGCGGCAGUGACGCCUGGAAGGACAUCUGGUGGCCCUUAGGGGAGCGGCCCCUGCUGAGCCCUGUGAACCGUGUCCUUCUCCUCUUC
Macaca mulatta (Rhesus monkey) is the source of this 2909-nucleotide messenger RNA. RefSeq names its product anoctamin 7 (gene ANO7). Gene Ontology annotation, biological process: chloride transmembrane transport; calcium activated phospholipid scrambling. Gene Ontology annotation, molecular function: protein dimerization activity; chloride channel activity. NCBI's taxonomy places the organism in Eukaryota, Metazoa, Chordata, Mammalia, Primates, Cercopithecidae. Gene Ontology annotation, cellular component: plasma membrane. The record is from RefSeq and is a predicted model, not a curated record.